Penicillium paradoxum is the source of this 330-nucleotide messenger RNA. RefSeq lists its product as uncharacterized. Lineage: Eukaryota; Fungi; Ascomycota; Eurotiomycetes; Eurotiales; Aspergillaceae. Bases 1 to 330 code for a protein of 109 amino acids. The record is from RefSeq and is a predicted model, not a curated record. The transcript has 2 exons.
AUGUCGGCUGAAACUCCUGCGCAUUAUGAAGAUCACAAGGUUUUGUUAGAGUUAGAGCUUGUCAUUGAUGAGCUUGCCGAGCAUGAAAAGCACAGAAUCGAUGUGACAGCACUCAAGGGACUCGGCAUUGAUCACCAGCGCAUGACCCUCGACAGAAAAGACCCAGCCAGCCAGCCUUCCUUUUUCGCGUCAUAUCCCAGCAUCCAGGAGCCCAGUAAUGAGAUCAUUGAUGAACUCCGUUCAACGUUGGCAUUUGAAGACACCUAUUUUUGGAGUCCUAUUUCGACGGUCAAGCACGCGUCAUACAGUGGUAUCUCAGCUCGCCGGUAG